ACGAGAGAAAGUAUGAACGAAGCUGGGCAUCCUCAACCCGGAGUUUGAAUGUCUGCUCAAUAACGAAAUCCCCUCCCCGCCGCUCCACCUUGUUGUCGUGACAAAGACCUUUCUUCCAUCUCUUUUACUUCUUUGCAUGGGAUAUCAGCAACGUAUUGAGGAUUUGCUGAAAUUGUGUCAAAGUGCAUGGGUGCCUCUUCAAAGUCUUCAUGCCGUGAGCGAGGCCGAUGCAGAAACCGUGCACAAGUUCAGUCGAGCCCUUCGAGCCGGCAUCAAGCAGCUCGUCCAACUUCAAGAUGCUCUCGACGAAAACCAUCUCCUCGUGACGGAUCCAGCCUGGAUGACCAAAACCGACGCUAUACUGGACGAUGUACGGAAAACCCUUCAUGAAGCUAUGCAAGUGAGAGAAGAGUUGUCCGGCAAUUCGUCCGAUGCGUGCCACGACUUACCACUCCCCAUCAUUAACGACACCACUUGCUUUAUCGAACCAUGUCCUAUUGCCACCAAAUCCACUCCUCUGCAGAAAUCAUUUCCGUCUCUAUUAAGCCCAAAAAUGGAAACUCCAUUCUUGUCCCCCCAUCACAACCUCGCCAUCAACGACCCUCUUUCCGACCACUUGGAUACGGUGAACGUUGAAAAGACACUACGGACGUCCUCGCGUGAAUCAGGUGCUGUUAUGCCUGGUGUCGAAAGCGGGCGUGGAAAAUCCAAUGUAACACCUUCAUCCAUACCACAACAAGAACGUCUCUCCUCUUCAGUACAACCACGUCCCUCCGUAUCAUCACAAACCCUUCAACUUCCUUCCAAUAGACGACUUUUACCCCCUGAUCCUCUUGUGGAAGCACGGAUCGAAGCAGAACGCGGUAGUAGAUUACGGUUACCAUUACUCAAAGGCAUCAAAUCUUCGCGAUCCACACCGCUACCGAGUGAACAGGCCAAGAUCAACUUUUACAAAGAUGACGAGGACGAUAAAAAUGGAUACGGAACCCUGUUUGCAUCCGACGCCAUGGUCAGCCAUCCGCUGCGUAUAGGUAUUGGUUACGGAAGUUAUAUUUGUUACAGCUGUACCAUUUUGAGCUCAAAGGGACCCCCGAUCGUUGUAAGAAAGCGAUAUUCGGAUUUUGUAUGUUUACGAGAAGCUCUGGUCAAGCAGUAUCCACACAUGAAGAACAGUAUACCAAAACUGCCGCCUAAAAAGGUUGUAGGCAAGUUUACACCGACUUUUGUAGAGCAACGAAGGCGUGAAUUAGAGUAUUUUUUCAAGUACAUUGUGCUACAUCCUUCGUUGGGAGCCAGCCCCAUUGUCAAGCAGUGGAUCGCUCCAUAAAUUUUCCAAGAAGAAAAAAAAACUCUCCACCAAUAAAAUGAGUCACGUCACAGAACACUCAGUCAGCUACGGGCC
Molecule: messenger RNA, 1402 nt
Organism: Radiomyces spectabilis
Lineage: Eukaryota; Fungi; Mucoromycota; Mucoromycetes; Mucorales; Radiomycetaceae
Exons: 7
Coding region: 137-1327 (396 amino acids)
Cellular component (GO): endosome
Molecular function (GO): phosphatidylinositol-3-phosphate binding
Source: RefSeq, a predicted model, not a curated record